Molecule: messenger RNA, 11254 nt
Organism: Coregonus sp. 'balchen'
Lineage: Eukaryota; Metazoa; Chordata; Actinopteri; Salmoniformes; Salmonidae
Source: the annotation of a GenBank genome assembly
UUUUCUAGAAAAACCAGUGUCAUAAAACCAAGAAGCACACCGGCGCUCAGGUACAUAUCUACGGCCGUAACGCAGUUUUAGAUAUAAUACAAAUUAUUGGCUUAGUUGGUUUAGCUAACGUUCAUGUUUUGGUUAGCGAUUAAUUGGUUUUAUUUGUCAGUAAAAAAUACAUACACAGAAGCUACACAGAUUGCCAGCUAGGUUUAUAUUACCAACGUUAGCCUGUGGCUAGUUGUGUAACUAACGCCAGCUAACGUAGCUCGUCGUCACGUUUCUUCCUUUUUGGUUAUAGGCAUUUGUAUUUCAUUUUGCUAGCUUGCUAGUUAGCUGACGUUAGCCAGCUUUAGGGAAUCAAUUGAACAGCUUGUUUGGUAGUAGCUAGCAAAUAACUUUAGCGAACACAUUAACUAGCCACCACUGUCAUCAUGGCGAAAUGGGGAGAAGGGGAUCCACGCUGGAUCGUGGAGGAGAGAGCCGAUGCAACAAACGUCAAUAACUGGCAUUGGUGAGUAACGUUAGCCUAGAUAGCUGAAGAAAGCACACUCUCAGAUCCAGUUGGAAAUACCUCGGCAAAAGGCCUACUCAGAGAUGAUUACUUUCUGUCACGGUCAGUCGUCGCUUUUUACAUUUUAGAACUGUCAACAUGCUUUUUUCAAAUAUCACAUGUUUUGUGGGAAUCGAUUAUGCUGUCGUAUACAUUGCAUAAUCUGCACCACCGUUUUUAUCUUAAUUUCUAUGUUGUUUUGAGGGUGAUUUUCGGCAGGUCGUUAUCAAGUGAGAGGUUCAGACCCCCCGGGCCACACCGUUGUCAGAGGCUAUAGAUGCAGCAGCGUCUGAGCUGUACUGUCCCUAUCUACCUUAGCCGAGGAACACUCAACCACGUUCUCUUAUAAGAGAACGGAGUUGAGUGUUCGGUCGCUAUCUCUACCCUAGAUUAUUUCUGCGUUUUAAAACGCAUUAUGCAGAAAUUGCUCCGCCAUUUCCUGGUUGCUACAUUUCUAAUUAUUCCACCUAAUUUCACUCUAUCGGACAAAACAAGCAAGUAUAGUGUAGAGAAUCAUUGUACCAUCUAAACCGCUAUGAAAUAUAUUUUCCAUAACCAAAAAUAUUGUAUUUUCAGCUGUUUGAAGCUGGUGUACAAUACCAAAAGUAAAAGAUGCAAAACCUAAACUUAAGCAUGGAAAGCAUAUAAAUAGUGCACAUAGAACAUAUCUACCGCUUCUUAGACUUGCUUUCAAUUAGAAUUACAGAUCUAUAACUCAUGUUCUGUGUAGUAGUCUACUACAGUAUUAGUCAUAAUUCCCAUCAAACCUAGCGGUCAAACACAGACAUGGUUCCAAUUUCCAUCAUUCAUUUGAUCUAUUGUGGAUUUUAGAAACGCUUCAAAUAAAGACGAUGUUUUCGUGUAGGCUUACCCUGGCGGCACGUUUUGAUAACCGUGUAAAUCUCUCUCGGACAAGGUGACUUUUAUCAAUAUAUUCGCCUGUAUUUACCACCCCCAAAAAUGAAAAGCUAAUUAGCUGCUAAUGUGGCCAUCAUAUAUAACUACAAAUGCCUGUCUCAACCUUCACGACACUCACCAGAGCCAUGAAGAUCUGGACGAGACUGCCAAUUCGAGGCAAAGGUAAGAAUCUCUGGAUUAACUAUCUAAUGUUAGCUACAUUCAGUAAUUCAAAAAUUGGCUAAAGUUGUUUAAAUUGACAAUUCUGUGAACUGUCUUGGGCAAGUUUUAAAUUGAAAAUGCCUGUUAUCUAGCUAGUUUAUGGUUAGCUAGUUAGCAACAUUAGCCUGGCUAGAUGGCUACAUUAGCCGUCUAUUUGUCUAGCCAUUUAAAUGCAUGAGGAAUUCAUUAAAACAAGUUUAGUUUUCUUUGGCUUUUAUGAACUAAGUCUAGCUUGCUACCUAACUUAGAUGGUAAAGCUAGGGCUAGGCAUUCUUGAUAAUGUUUGUUUGUGUUUGUGGUUGAGGGAUGGGUAGCCUACUUCAAGGACUACAUGACUUAUAGCUACCCUAGCUAGCUGUAUUUAUUUUAGUCUGGCAUUUUGGGAGGUUUCAGAGAUGGCUGAUUAGCACCCUCGUUUGAGUCAACAGUGUGCUUACUUUACUGCAAGAUAACAUUGAGAUGUUUGCUGUUAUCCUCUGGACAGCAGAUCAUUAGUAUAGCUAGUAGGCAAGGUUAUGUAACCUUAUUUAGUCCUCCUUGCUAUGGUGGGUUUUAAAUUGAUUGGUAUUCACACAUUUGUUUGAGGUAGAAUUACUGUCAUGUUAUUGGUGCCAAAUUGCAAACCUUAUUUGCACCUUCUUUAUUCUAGAACCAAUGAGUGUGCCUGAGUCUGAUCACCUCUCAAUUAGGUAAGCUGUUUCAACCUGUAACACUAUUCUGCUUUGGUCUGUUUCAGACAUUGCAUGAAGUCCUGAAGAGCACGAAUGUGUGUGAAUGGUUUUGUCCCAGCCCAGCUCUAACACCCAACUUAAAUAAUUAACAUACCGAAUCACAGCGAUAGGCUAUGAUUUGUAAUUAGGUAUGGGCUGGGCUGGGCUGGGACAAAAGCUUAUACACACCUGCCAUUCAGAUCUGGAGCUGUCCACCAAUUUCAGUCAUUAUUCUGUACUAUGGGUACAAUUGGGGGGGUUAUUGAUAUAUAACGCAUGCUCCACUCUCAAGUUGAACUUGUUGACUGAUGCCAUGACGGCAGCUGCUAAGAAGGGAGCAGCUGUGAACCAGAAGACUGCAGCCAAGGCAGCACUGGUCCACGCCUGCCCUGUCUGUCGGGUGAGUAGUGUUGGUUGGUACUGUAUGUGCCUUUAGGUUCCUCUCCAUGUGUAGGCUAUUGUACUGGCCUGUGUGGUACAGUCGUUCAUAUGUGUAGUCGUUUGUUGCAUCGUAUUGCUUAGUUUAUCAUUUGUCAACUUUGAAUUCAAUCUAAGUCACAGAUUAACUUCCUGCAUUUUGUACUUGAUGUUUAUAGAUGCAGACCCGAAGAAAUUCAAGCAGCACUUUGAGAGCAAGCAUUCCAAGUCUUCAAUGGUUCCAGUACUGGUUGAUAUGCAGGACUAAGGGAGCACAUACACUCAAAUGGACCUACAGCUGGGGUAAAAUUCUUCCAUCAUUCACACACAGUAGACAUACAGUAGUGUAAACCACCAUGUUGUCAAUAAAAUGCUGUCCUCAAUGCUUAAGUUGUAUUGUCUAUGGCUCAAUUUGUGGAAAUGCUGUGAUCACGCAUCAUCUUUAAUGUUGUGAUUCAUAGACACACGAUGACCACGAUUUAAAUGCUGCAACUGAGACGGAAUGACAUCAAGGGACACAUGCUGAGACCCCGAGAAUGACUGGACAUGGGCCUGAAAGGGCUGCAGAAGCACACCAGCACCCCAUGUUAUGUUUAUUCCAUGGCCAACCAUCUCUCUAUUUAACCCUUAUUCCACACUAUGCCUUUUAUGGUCCCUCAACUUCCGACACUUUGGAACUCUCCAUCUUAUCUCUAUAAACUCAGCCUACCUUCACCCAAUUUCCCUAUGCUGCCAGUGCUUCCUUCACUUGUUCUUCUCCUGAUUUGAUAACAUCUAGACUCAGUAACACGUUUAAAAGUGUUGUGGUGUACUGUUUUUACUACCUUUUUUUCACAUGUAAUGCUGUCCUCCUGCGUAUUCUGGGGUUCAGACUGAAUGCAGUGGUAAAUGUGCUGCUCACAAUUGACAGCAGCAACAUGGACCUGUUAAAUCGACAAGAAGGGUGUUGAUAUAGCUGGGUUUAGGCAUGGCUUACUUGUAUUGAGUCUGUUAAGUGUGUUUCUCAUUCUGCUGGAGUUGGCGUAGGUUUUAUAUCAAAUACUAUUUAAAGCAUCCAGUUUUUCCAUUUGUAACUUGCCCACCAAAAUCACAAUAUGCUGUUUUACACUGUUGUUUGUGCUGGUCUAAUUCCUAAAAUGGAAAAGCAGAAGAAUCUGUGCUCUUGGAUAGUAAUAAUAGUUUAUAUGGUGCUCUUCAAUGUCCCAGGUAUGUGGCAUUGAUGACUAAAUAAUGUAAUGUUUACUUAAAUUCAGAGGGUUAUAUGUUAUGUAUAAAAUGCAGAUGUAUGCAUUGUUUACUAUUUUGAUUUCUUUAAAACAAUGUAAUUGUUGGAGGUGAUUGAUGGGUGACUAGGUGCAUUGUCAAAUAAACAUGCUUAUUCAUGAUAAUGGUUACAUUCUGCAAUGAGUGACUCUGCAACAGAAUAUGUCAACAAGUUAGUUCUGAACUGCUUUAAUACAGCAGUGCAUUCUGACACCAUUAAUUGAAAUAGAUUUCAGCUUGUUCAUAUAGUUGGAAGGAAAUACUUCCACUGGCUUAAGAGAAGAGGAUCUGGUUAGCUAAAAUAAGGGUAUGCUGCUAAUAUCAUCUAGGUAGGUAGCUAGAUAGCUAUAUUGCUUCUUUGCAAAAAUACUAGCCUAGUAUUCAUGGCACGUUAUAAAUACUAGACUGCUACUAGGAUAGUAUUCUAUACAAGACGAGACCAAAUGCAUAAAUAAGACAUAUUAGUUAAAAUAUGGAACAGUAAAUACACAUUUUAAAUAUCUUUACGUUUUGGAUCAAGGUAGCUAGCGAGCUGACGGCAAAGGUGUCCGCUAGAGAUGAUUUGCAGUCUUGCAUGAGGUCUACUUUGAUGGUAAUUAGCGUUUUCUAAUCUGAGUAAAUAGAGCCGACUAUAUUGAUAAAUCACCUUAUCGGAGAGAUUUACACUGUUAUCAAAAUGUUUUGUCAGUGUUAGGCUCCCAUGUGUUUUACCCCCGAUGGUCUGUCUGUCCAGAAGCUUCUGGAAUGUACUAGUUGGCAAAGCUAUUUAUGGAGCGCAAGGGACGGGAUACAACUGGUGCAGAUGGGGGAUAUUUAUAACACUUGACACCGAACGGUAGCAAUGAUCACAACCCUCUGAACUGAAAAGAACUACAAGCGAGAGAGUAAAUGUUUUCUCUACCUGAUCAUUACUUUUAUUCAGGGUAAUUACAUAGAUAUUCUGAUCUGACUCGCUGUGAUCAUGGUUUGAGGUAUAUCAUAGAGUAAAUAGGCAAUACUAAGUAAAUGUUGUCAAUUAAUCCCCUGGUUAACUACAGGUGAAACCCAACUGUACUAACUAUUUCUACAGGAAACAAUUCACUUGCAUAAGAAUGUUAUUAAAAUAGGAUUGCCUUCUUUUGACUCCCUGUAGGCCUAUGCCGGCAACACCUGGGUUGUGGUCUUGAUACUCGUAUGGUCCACAUAUACUGAACAUGUCAAUGUUAACAGCUUAAUUCCCAUAUCACAGUUUUACUAGUUAAGUACAUUAGGCACCAAAUAUAAGAAAAAGGGCUGAAACAGGAAAAUCCUCCAAUAACAAAUGCUUGUUUCUGUUACAGAAUGCUUUGUUACAGUGACUGUUCCCAAUGAACACGACCCAGUUGAAUAUAUUCAUUGUGGGUGUGUGCCUACAGGACCGAACGUGAUGUGACAGGCUGGUCGACAGACAAGCUGAAGGAGCUCCUAUUGGGGUUGCGUGUGGAGGGCCUAGAGGGGAGCUGCGAGGUCACUGACGUCCCCACGCUGGACGGUGAGGCGUCCAUCAACAACCGCAAGGGGAAGCUCAUCUACUUCUACGAGUGGAACGUCAAGGCGACGUGGACUGGUGAGUUCAGCAGAGGCUAGAAUUGCACGGUAUACCGGUACCACGUUAAUAUCACGCCAUUAAAACGUCAUGAUACUGAUGAUACCAACAUUUUAGAGUACCGUUUCAUAUGAUACUACUGAAUUUUUCGGUCCUACGGAUGUAAUGAACCUUCUGGCGCCUGUUCAAAUGUUUAUAAAGUUAGUUUUAAUAAAUUCAGUGGAAUUUAAGCAACAGCCACUAGUAUGCUCCGAUCCGAUAAUAUCCACUUCACUUUCAUGUGCAUAUCACGUGUGACAGCUGUAAUCAGCCAGCCGAAUCCCCUACUACCAUCCCUCACUCACCGCUUCUCCGUCUGUUUUUCCUGCGCAUCUACUCCAUCAGUUUUUUAAAUAAAAUCUAGCCGUGAUGGCGAGCGGGAAUGCAGACCCUGAUGAGUGUUCUGUUAUAUUUGUACGUUUGUUAAAUUGGAGCAGAGCGAGCCAGAUUUCAUACAUUGUUUCAUUUAAGCGCCUGUUAUAACCAUGAGCACAGGCCAGUCUGAGUAGAUUGCAAGUUCGCUGUCACGCAGCCUCUGAAAGCCAGAGAGGGGAAAUGGAGCACAGCUUCGCGACAGGCAUGUAGCUUUACAGCAGAGAAAACGUCUUGUCUCUAGCCUAACUGGUUAAAAACAUAUUACCCAUAUUACCGGAGCUACUUUUUUUUUCUUCCUAUUGGGAUUCGCACGUAUUUGAUAUAAUUUCACAAACCAUGUCGCGGGCCGUUUUAAACUAAUACCAGGUUGCUAAUUAUUGGUUUGAUAACAUUAUUCAGUCAUGUUACCUAGCUAGCUAACAACCUUGUAACUUGACAGAAGGUUUAUGUAAAUUUGAUUGGCACAGGAAGAAAGGAAAAGGUGCGGCUACUCAUGAAAUGUGCUUUAAAGGUAGGAUUCAUAUAGGCCUAAUAUAAGUCAUUGGUGCCUAAUGUUUUAAAAGUUGGGAGCAGUGUAUGCUUGUGGGAGAGAGAGUGGCGUGUGUGUUUAUGAGGGAGAGGGAGACAGUUUGAGGGAGGUGUGUGUGUUAACUGAAGAGUAAAGGUUUCAUGCAGUGUUUUCCCAUACUGCCACAAUGACAUGCAGAUCAUUAUGCAAAUCAGCCAUUCUAUGCAGUAUUCUAUUAUAUGCUGAACAGUGGGAAGUUAAAUUCAAUGUGUUGUAUUGAGUAGAAGUGUGAAUUUAAUUGACAUGUUUUUGCGUAGCACAUGUGCAGAAGAUUUAGAAAACAGGAACAAGCAUCCGGGGGACAGGGCGAAUGGGACGCUAGGCUACUGUGAAUCCCCCCCCCCCCGUGGUAUCGUGAUACUACUCAGUAUCGUGAUACUUGGCCUGGUAUCGUAUCAUUAGUCAAAUGUUGGUAUCGUGACAACACUAGCAGACACAAACAUCACUCUAUAUGGAACUCAUGUUGAACAUGUGAUAAGAUAUGUUAGGUUUUCUGCCAAAUGUAGCCUACAUUUUGUUUGAAACACAGGGUUUUGCCAAACCAAGAGCAGCGUAGCACUUGUUUCCAUGGCAAUGAGACUGUAAUUAUAUUCUCCAGCACACUAAGCCCCAGGGGUUUAGUGAGAAGUGGGUGGGUUGUCAUAGUAUCUCUUCAAAGUAGGCUUCAUGACAUCUCUUUCUCUCUCGCUCUGUCCCAGGAACUACAAAAACCGGAAUCAAGUACAAAGGGAAUAUCGAAGUUCCCAACCUAUCCGAUGAAAAUGACAUGGACGACCUAGAUGUAGGUUGUUAUGACAGAAUGCCAUUCAGGAUCAUGUUUGUUCAGGCUAAUUUGCACAUCGACAGCUUAUGGCUGUUGGUUGUAAUGCUAUUUACUCUUUAAAAUAGUUAUUUACAUUACAUUUACAUUUAAGUCAAUUAGCAGACGCUCUUAUCCAGAGCGACUUACCAUACUUUUGUAUGAGUAAAAAGAACAAGACCACACCUACCAUGACAUUGGGUAUAAUCUUUGCCUCUUUUUUUUUUUCUGGGCACAGAUCAGUGUGUCACUUUGUAAGGACGAGCCCAACACAACCCUCACCGAACUCAUGAAGAAGGAGGGAGCAAAGAAAGUGCGAGCUGCCCUGGGGAGCUAUGUGGACCACCUCAAAUCCGGUGUGGCCUUUAUUUAUUCAAAUCGUUUUAACCCUAGUGCCUGUUCAUAGAGAUAUUUCUAUAGGUGAUAGUUCAGCUUGAUACUGAUUGAAAUUAAACCUUUCCGAUGAUUGCAGAGUUCACUCAGGGCAUGAUCCUCCCAACGGCGAAUGGGGUGGCGAGCAAACCACAGCCGGCGCAGACUCAGACAAAGGUCAAAGUGGACAAAACCCAGGUGGGUGGCAGUUGCCUUCUUACCUUAUGUCCCCAUUCUCUACCUUUUCUAUUUCACUUCUGUCAUGGAUUUAACAAUGGUGGAAACUCUCCAGCCAAUAUUUACAUAAAUCCAAUACACACAGAAGGAGAAGAGAAAAUAAUUGGGACACAAUCAAAGAGCCAAUGAAGCAAGGGGCUAAUGAACAUGAUUAAAACCCUACUAGCAUUAACAAACCGUGUAGGAAAUGUUCCAUAGCAUUCCAACAUAGGUAGUGGAUUAAGUGAUUUCCCCAUCCCCCCCUUAUCGAUGUAAAGUGCCAUAUAAUACAUCUAAUACAUAAUCCAUCUACUGAACUUCCACGUUUUGGAUUUUAAAUAUUCAAGCUUAUCGAGCAUCACGUGAGCUUCACCUAAUGUACACAAUCAUAGGAUUUAUGAAUAACAGGAUGAUCACGCUUGUCUGUAUGUCCCCAGAUUGGCUCCUCUGUAUCGACCCCCUCUCCUAGCACAGGGGUCAAGAUCCCCACCUGCAAGUUUAGUCUCAAGGAGACCUUCCUCACCUCACCUGACGAGCUGUACAGAACCUUCAUCAACCAGGAUGUGAGUAGUAAAGUGGUCAAAUAAUAGCUUCCCUUCCUUGUGUACUUUCCUCCAACAUCACUGAUUGGGCCAGACAUGACAGGUGGAAGUAAUAUGCUUGGAAACCUGUCCAGGGGUGUAUUCACUAGGAAACAAACAAACGCAAAAGGGCAGAAACGGGGAGGGACUAACCUGAACUUGUCCGAUAAACACUUUAAGAGUUUAUUUCCAAAAAGCUAUAUAUCCAUUUUCAGAAAUGUUGGUAAAUUGGCAUUUAUUGUUUUAAAGAAUUUAUGAAAGAGAUAGUUUUUUCACUAUCUAAUCAUGGAAUUGUGUUGUGUAAUGACAGACAUGUAUUUGUUUAAAAUCUAUCACGUGAUGUUUUCAUUUGAGAGACAAAUCAUGUUUUUUAGCAAAAUGCUAUAUAUCCACCUCAGGUUUUACACAGUCAAACAUAACAAAUACAGCUGUACAAAUGAUACAUUUGUGACAUCAAAAAUAAUUAAAUAUUGUAAAAUGAGAUCCGUGUAGAAAACAUUUACAUUUCACAUUUUAGUCAUUUAGCAGAUGCUCUUAUCCAGUGCGACUUAGCGUAAGAUAGCUAGGUGAGACAACCACAUAUCAGUUAAAUAUACAGGAUACCAACAUUCCAUUCCAGCUAAUAAAGCGUUUUGCAAAAAAACACAUUUGAAUUCAAAUCUAUAAAUUUAAAUGAGAACAGUAAUAUUGAACACACAUGAAGGUACCCAUAGGCAAUAAUUUCUUAUGAAAAACACAAAUGUGAAAAAGUUAUAUAGCAUUUUGGAAAUAAACUCUUCACUUGGUUUUCAUUACAAAACAUUCCCGUUGCAAAACGUUUUGCUACGGUGUGCACUAAUGAAUACACACCAGUCCUUUCCCCAGUCACCGAGGAAGUAGAGAAUGGUUUAUUUCACAAAUUCAACAUUACAAAGUAUCAAUGGCAACAAAGCUGAAUUAUGACACAAUUUGCAUAAAUACACUAUGCACAAGAAAACCAACACAAUAAAAACUACAACUAAAAUGAGACCAUUUUAGAUUAUUGAAACAACAAGAGUUUGGCAAUGGUGAGAUGCUUCACUACUUCACCCAGGUCAUUAACAAGCUCAGUUGCCCUAAAAUUGUAGUUGGAUAGAGUGUAUAUAUAUAUAUAUAAUGGAGUGCAUGUGCUUGUUUGCCUUCAAUGGUGUGUUCUACCAAGGUUUUGUUAUAAUUUUUAUUUGCUAUUGUUUUUCUCCUGUACUUCACUACUGCAAAGAAUUUCACCAGUGCAAAUGUUUUUGAUUCACUCCAAUACCCUUAUGUUGGAUUUCACUGCUUCUGUUGCUUUUAAUAGGGAACGAAGAGCAACCUCAAUAGACUUUAACUCUGUGUGGAUUACUUCCGCUUAAAUGUUGCCUAUUAUAAUAUAAAGCCAACCUACUUUUAAAUUGUCGUCCCAUAACUCUUUUGAAUCAUGACUACAAUUGGCUGAGGGCUUAGGAAUCAAUGCUGAUUUGACUAAUCUCUGGUAUCCUCUCGCGUAAUGCAGAUGGUCCAGGCGUUCACCCAUACUGCAGCUGUGGUCGACGGAGACAAAGGAGGGAAGUUUCAGCUGCUAGAGGGGAGCGUCAACGGAGAGUUUAUGGAGCUGGUGAGGACACGCGUCUGCUUGAGAUCAUGUUCUAUCGAUCAUAACCCAUUGUUGGAGAAUGACCAAAUCUAACUGUGGUUUUGGAUUCCGCUUCUUAGGUCCCAGAUGAAAAGAUUGUUAUGAAAUGGAGGUUCAAGACUUGGCCGUGUGGUAGGUUUUCCCCACCUUGCCCCGUGGUGCUCUAUUGAUUUGUGUUUGCUCCUUCUAUCCUUGGCAACUUUCAAUGAAAACUUAAUUUCAGCAUUUCUCCACUUAGGUAUUUUUUAUACAGGUAAUCUCUACAAUGCUUUCUCAACUCUGCUCCUGUGGACUGACAGGGUAUGCAGGAUUUGGUCCAUCCUACAACGAACACACCUGAUUCAACCUAAUCACGGGCAUGAUGUGAUUAGUUGGAUCCAAUGUGUUGAUACUGGGCAGGAACAAAAACCUGCAUACCCUGUUGGGUCCCCACAACUGGACUUGAGAAACCUUGGAUAGUAACAUAAAUGGCUUGGAUAUAUUAUUGUUUUGGCUACAAAAUUAUUCUAAAAUUGGCUCUGAUUUCCCUCUUCCAGAGCACUAUGCGACUAUUACCCUGAACAUGAAGGAUCGAGGCAACGAGACUGAGCUGAAGGUGGAAUGUAAAGGAGUCCCGACGGGAGAGGAGGAUAGGACGAAGGAGGGUUGGAAGAGAUACUACUUUGAAGCCAUCAAACAGACUUUUGGAUUCGGGGCCCGACUCUACUGAGAUCGACUCAUCUGAAUAAUGUUUAAAAAAAAACUGAAAAAAACCCCCCUGAUUAUUUAAUGUGGAUGAAUACUCUCUUUAGCCCAGUCUCUCUUGUAGCACCAGCCCUACAUCGUGCGUAGACAAACGGUGCCUUUUCCACUUGAAAGACUGGCAGUCCGUAUAAGGGUCAUUGGUUCAAGGCUUUCUUUGAUGUCUGUGCUUACCUUACUGAGUUUAUAGGCAAAAUGAGAUGUAGAAACAAUCCCUCGAAUGACAGUAUAUUUGGAAUUAACUAUUAGCAUUCUCAAUCUCCAAUUCUGCACAUUUGAAGUGUGUCAUACUGAAAUAAAUGAAAUUUUUACUGAA